CAGAAGCCGUUGACGGCUCUAAUAGUGACGGAUCGACCCCCCGCAAUAUUAUUUUAUUUUUCCUUUUUCAUUUGUUUUGUGGAAAAAAAGAAAAAGGAGUACAAGUAAGCUUCACUGCACACAUCCGUCCUCAGCAAUCCCCAUCAGAUCUCUUCAACACAUAAUCCUGUUUUGAGCUUUUGUAAGAGAUUGUGCUAACGGUAGCUAGUACACGAUUAUUGCUAAUAACUCCACGAUACAACCUCGAGACAAGUCGGGACAAGACAAGUCUCAGGACUCACCAUACUCAAUGAGCGUACAGCGCAAUGUCAGAGCGCUCUGGGCAAACGGCAAAGGGGAAGGAUGGCAAAACCAAGUAUGCGUCUCUCAACCUGUUUGAUACCUACAAAGGAAAGAGCCUUGAAGCACAGAAGCCAGUUGUUGCCCCUCGUCAUGGCUUACAGUCUCUUGGUAAAGUUGCCUCUGCACGGCGCAUGCCCCCCCCUGCCAACUUGCCUAGUUUGAAGGCGGAGAACAAAGGCAACGACCCCAACGUCUCGCUCGUUCCCAAAGACGGCACAGGAUGGGCAAGCAAGCAGGAACAAGCAGACCCAAAGAGUACCGAUGUAUUGUCAGCAGCGCAGCCGGAGUCGCAGCAGCCUGUGGCCUCACAGACAUCUGCGCCGAGCAUACCGAGAACACCCCCAGCUCAAGAGCCUCCGGCUCCAGCUCUAGCCGUAGGGCCAAGGUCUUGGGCUCCGGCCAGUGUUACACAUGGAGCACAAGGAGAUGGUGGAAAGGGAUCAAACCAACCGUCGCCAUUCUCUCGCGAGGAAUUUCCCACCCUGCAGGCGGCUGGAGACCAGGACAGAGCUGGCAAAGAACAGGCCACUGCAGAUCAGUGGUAUGGGCCAGGACCAAGCCUCCGCCCCCAGAACGUUACAAGUUGGCGGGAUGGUGGGGGCCGGGCAUUGGCACCCACCCUGGCUGGGGAGGCAGUUGCGGAGGGCGGUGCUGGGGGAGUCAUGCUGAUGGAGGGUGCUGCUGGGGCCCCUCCCAUCCAACAGCAGAAUGCAUCUUCUCAUGGGCCGCCGAGAACUCCCCCAACCAGCAACCCCGCGCUUCCCCUCCCCCAGCCACCUAUUGGCCCGCAGUUCCAGGCUUACAGAGGGAUCAUGCCUCCCUUCAUGUAUCCACCAUACCUGCCCUUUCCACCCCCUUAUGGUCCACAGGGACCUUAUAGGUACCCACCUCCAAAUGAGGCUCCUAGGUUUUCUCGGAACCAGGGUGGAGUAGGGCCAGAUGGGCGACCCCCUGGAGGUCCCCGGGGUGAAGUGGUAAAACGCCCAUCCAUCCUCAAACAGGAUGACCUAAAAGAGCUGGAUGAGCUGGACCAUGAUGGAGAUGAGGGCUGGGCUGGAGCACAGGAGGAAAUUGACUACUCCGCAAAGUUGAAAUUCAGCGACGAUGAAGGAGAGGAUGAUGGGGAGGAAGAACGGGGUGAAAGCAAAAAUGGAACCCGUGAGUCAAGGGAGCAGCAGAGAUCCCAAGAUGGACCUGUACCUGUUUCACGUUCCAGGGCAUCCGACAGUGGAGGGGAUUCACGCCGCACCCCUCCUUCCAGUACUGAAGAUGGCUCCGUGUCCCCCUCCAGCAAGCCAGGCUGGGCCGAGGAGGGAGGUAGCAGCUGGAGCAGUCAAGCAAAUGCAGGAUCUUAUCAGGACCGGCCUUCAAACCAGUCACCAGUACCUGGCCCAAUCCUGGCCCCCCAGAAGCCCAGUAGUGCUCAUGCACAGCAGCAGGCAGGGACAGUGCCUGGUGGGCCAACUCCUCCUCCCUCCAACACCCUGCACCCUCAGCAACAGGGUGAGGAUGAAGAUGAGACAUGGCGGCAAAGGAGAAAGCAGUCAUCAACCGAGAUAUCUGCAGCAGUAGAGCGUGCCCGUCGACGCCGUGAAGAGGAGGAACGGAGGAUGCAGGAGGAGCGUCGUGCUGCCUGUGCAGAGAAGCUGAAAAGACUUGAUGAAAAACAGCAGCAACAGACAAUAAAACCCAGCAGCCCCAGUGAUGCUCCGGCCAACAGCCCCAGUCCUUCUUUGUCUGCACAUGCCUCAUCUCCUAAUGUCAGUCAGCCAUCAUCACCCUGCGUGGACACUGAAGAACCACCUCUGUUAUCCGCUCAAGGAAGUGGUGCAACUCUGGGGCUUACUAAUAACAACAGACAGAGGGCUGGUAGCAACAGCAGCCACGACUCCAACAAUGAGUCCCAGCAGGUUCUGCAGCCUCAAGCCACCCAGCAUCCACAAUCCCAGGAUGUCCCAGGGCCUGGAGAUAUCAAGGAGGAACAUGUGGUGGGUGGUCCACACAUCCGCAGUACUAGAGUUGGAGAUGAUUCAGUGAAGGUGGUUGAAUGUAUUGGUGUAACAGGACGGCAAGGAAGUGGUCCAUCUGGUCAAGGCUUUUCCAAGUAUCAAAAAUCGCUUCCUCCUCGCUUUCAGAGGCAACAACAGGAGCAACUUCUCAAACAGCAACAGCAGUGGCAGCAGCAACAACAGCAACAUAACCAGGUUGCUCAAAAUCAGUUGCAGUCCCAGCCUCAGAAUCAGCAGGGCCCCUCUCCAGGUACCGCACCACAGUCUGGACCCAAACAGCCAACCCUUUAUACUCCUGGCUCAAUGGGACGUCCUCCACCUCUUCCUAUGAACUUUGAUCCGCGCUGGAUGAUGAUGCCCUAUAUGGACCCCCGAAUGAUGCAGGGACGCCCCCCUCCUAUGGACUACUAUCCUCCAAGCAUGCAUCCUUCUGGGAUGAUGAAUCGAGAGCGUUCUGAUUCAGGUGGCUCUGGGUCAGAUCCCUUUGAUAGGCAGCAGCAUGCUGGACCCCCUCAUUCCCAUCGUGGUACACCCCCCAUGGAUCCCAAACUGGCUUGGGGACCAGAUGUUUUUCCAGGAGGAACAGAGGGACGAGGUCUAAGCUCCCCUUUACGUCAGAAAGCAGUUGAGGAAGAGGAGGCUGGCAAAGGUCAAAGAAGUGACACUCCUCCUGUUCGUAUGCGAGAAGGAGGCACAGCGUCUGUUCAGCAGCCUGGUGUGGCUCCCAGCUCUCCAUCUGGCUCAUCCAACCAAACCCCACCACCUCUGGGGCUUCAAGUUGGAGGUGGCCAGGGUGCAGGCCACCAUGCCCAUCAUCAACCCUUCUUGGAUGGGCGAGGAGGUUACAGUAGCUACACUGACAAUGGAUCCAGAAUGGGCUCCCACCUGCAGCAAAGGGCUAACAGUGGAGGGACACUGCAUGGUUUUAGCCAUCAGGAAGGUAGUCAACCGAGCCAAAUCUGGGGGACUCCUCAUCCCCAUUAUGACCGUUCUGAUCACUCUGCCUUGGACAGCAACUCUCACCACCAACAUCAUGGUCCUCCCUCUCAUGCCCCUCAUUUCUCUCUUCAUUCUCAUAAGCAAGAGAAUGGCAGGGAGCGAGAAAAAAUGGUGGAGCCAAAGAAGAAUGACCCUUCACCUCCACUCCAUCAGCCGUCCCUCUCCUCUUCAUGUUCAUCAUCAUCUUCGUCUUCCUCUGCCAGAGAAGAUGGCAGUGGAAAACAGUCUCUACAUAAUCAAGUUCCACCACUGCAUGAGCAUGAAACUGGAUCCACUCAUGUUUCAGGAAGGAAACAGGAGAAGACAGGAAAUGCGCAUAAUCAGCCCCUACAGCAUUCUGGGCAGCAGCACCACCCUAGAGCCAAUCCUCGCAAUCGAGAGCACAAAACUGAGACACACUGGGGCCCGAGGCCUGGUAGCAGUAGUAUGAGUGGAAGCUCUACCCAUAACAGAAAGACAGGGUCUGGAAUUAUUGCAAUUACAGAACAAUCUGGAAACCAGGGCGCUGAGAACAAGUCUUUUAACCAAUCAGAUGGCAUCACAGUCAAGCGGGCAGGUCCUAUUAAGAGACCAGUUCUUAAAGAGAUUAAAAGGGAGGGUGGUGAAGGAGGAGGAGAAAAGACUACUGGAGGCUCUGGUAAAGAUAAAGAACAAGAUGCAAGUCAAACCGCAACCAAACAAGAAUCUGCCACUGGGAAUCAAGUCACUUUAGCACCAAGUGGAAAAGAUGAUGCCGUCUCAUCAAAUAAACCCAGAACUGGUGGAAAGGAGCGAGGUAACACUGGGGGUUCAGGCAAAGGAUCCAAAAAUGGGGAAAGCUCCAUGCAGAAUUCUGGUUAUUCAGCCUCUCAGUCCAGGAGGGAAAGAGAACAUUCACCUGAAAGAGGGAGCACGACCUACCAUUCGUCCUCAUCCAGAGGUAGCCGAUCCAAUCGUGGCAGAGGAGAGUUCUAUGGUCGAGGCAGAGGCUACAGGGGCACUUACGUGGGUAGUGCUGGUGGUGGCAACCGUGGAAAAGCUGGUGGCAGGAACAGCAGGGAUUAUAGGCCAGCUGCCAAUAGUGGUUAUCACCAUGCAACUUCUAAGCAAGAUUACAAGCGGGAGGCAUCAUCUGGGAGUGGCAGACGUGGCACAUCUCAACCCAAUCCUGGACGUGCUAGGAACCGAAGUGAGACUCGAAGCGAAGGAUCUGAAUAUGAAGAGGUGCCAAAGAGGAGAAGACAACGAGGAUCUGAAACGGGCAGUGAGAGUGCUGGAAGUGACCUUGCUCACUCAGACAAGGAAGAUCGCAAGCUCAACACCAAGGCUGGAACUGUAGUGGAGAACCCUACAACUGGCCCUUCAUCUUCUGCUCCAGUCAGAAACACUCAGACUAGAGUAUUCACACCAAGGGGAGUCCCAUCAAGACGUGGUAGAGGUGGAGGUGGUGCUGGAGGGGGUCUCCAUAGAAGCGGAGGUGGUGCUGGAGUGUCUAGUGGACAAAGAUCUGGACCUAGCUCUUCUUCCCAUGGCUGGUCUGCAAAGUCUGCAAAUGUGCGAAAGCCACAGACAUCCUCACAGCCACCCCCUGCUAAAGAGUUAAGCCGUGGAGUGAAUGUGGACAAGAAGAAACCUGCAGAACAGAAUCAGCCUCAAAGUCAAAGUGCAAAUCCCACCACAACCGUUACCUCUGUGCCUACAAAUAUUCAACAGGGGUCCAAUGAGAAUGGAAAUGUUGGGGCACCAAUGUCUUCAACUAAUGCGCCAUCAAAUCCCACUGGCGCACCUACACAUUCUCUUCCUCUCUCUGCCCCAGAUGGGCGGAACUUCCCUAACAGGGGAUUUGAGCGCCCUCCUCGUCGUAGGCGCCAUGGACGAUCCCAGCAUCAGCAGGACAAGCCUCCCAGAUUCCGCAGACUGAAACAGGAGCGAGAGAAUGCAGCCCGUAUAAAUGGAAGCAGCGGAUUAAUUGAAGUCAUCGCUGCACAACAGCAACGCACUGCUCCACUGUUGCAAAAUUCCCUGCAACAAGCCAACAGCACUCCCAAUGUACCCGAUGCAGUAGUUGCGAAUGCAAAUCACAGUGUGUCCACAACUCCUAACAGUAAUAAUAAUAGCAGCAACCUUGCAGGUGGAAACCAAAAUUUCAAUAGUCACCACCACCAUCACUAUCAGGGUAACUCCCAGUCACACCCUCAGCACCAUCACAACCAUAACCCGGUCGGGGGCGCCAAAUCUCCAGAUGUCUCCAACCAGAACUCUGACCAGGCCAAUGAGGAAUGGGAAACUGCCUCAGAAAGCAGCGAUUUCACAGAGUUUCGAGAGAGAGAGGGUGGAGGAGGUGGUAAAUCCUAUUCCUCGCAUCACCAUCAUCACCACCACCACCAUCAUCCACCGGGAAGAGGCGGUGGAGGGGGCGGUGGUGGCGACAGAGAGAUGACGGCUAAAGAAUUAGCCUCUGGGAAGAGGAGCUUCUCCAGUCAGCGUCCAGGAAUGGAGCGGCAGAAUAGAAGGGUGAAUGCUGGUGGUGGUGGAGGAAAAGGCCAGAGGGGUCCGCCCGGCACUGGUGGGCCAGUGGGUGGAGCUGGCAAUGGUGGGGGUAAUCGUGGUGAGAGGCGUGGCAACUGGCCAUCUCCCAAGAACAGGAAGUGAAUUUUUUUUUUUGGAAAUGUUUCAAACGCAUCCCCAUAUCUUUGGCCACUUUUGUUUUCUGUAAAACUUCUUCCCCCUUAACAUGUUAACACUUUAUUAUUGUGAAAGAAUAGUUACCAAGACCAUGUACACAGUCUAGCUCUUUUGGUUGAUAGCUUUUUGUCCCUUAAUUGGAAAUUUACACUCGUGUCAUUUCACGCUCCUACAAUUCCUAAACUCUAUUGAGAUUUUACACAACACAGCCCAUUUUAAUGGAAGUAUUUCCUGACUGAACAUGCGUUCAACCCAAUUAUGUUUGCAUAUACAAACACAGUAAGACAUCAACCUGACAAAAAUGUGCUUAGUUUGUGUAUGCUGGGCACGUUAUGUGUAUUUCUUGUACGAAGUGUGGCUUAGUAUAAGGCCAAGGUUGGUGUACUUGUGUAUUAUUCACAUUACAUGUUGGAUUUUGGAAGUUGCUCUUUUAAUAAGAACAUAUGUAUCAUAAAUUAAUUUUCCCCACGUUAGUUUUCCAUUUCUAUCUCUUUUUAAAGGUGGAAAUGUCUUUUUCCCUUCAUUAAAAGUGUUUUAAUAAAUCCCCCUUCAUUUUUGUCCAAACUCACAUAUUACUGUGCUUGCCCACUAACAACCACAGCUCUUUUUUUGUUGUUGGAAUAUCACUGUCAUGCCCACUUAUUCAGAGCUACAUUGUAUAUUUUCUGUACGUUGGAGUCAUAGGUCUUCUCUGCUCAUUGCUUUGGGUUUUCAAAUAGCUUCAUAACCUGUUUUGACCUCCGCAUGGAAUUUUAGUCUAAUAGUGCACAUUAUACAUGUUUAUAUUAUUAGACAGAGUGAUCAUAAAUGAUGGUCCUUCAAACGAUUCCCUUCACGGAUUACAUUGUUAGGGCUCUUUUUUUUUCCUGUUGUGAGCAAAUCCGAUUACUCUUAGCCUUUGCCUCAGAUCCUCAUUAGAUUUUUUGUUGUUGUUGUUGAGAAUAUCCGUUACAGAUUUUCUUUUGUCUUGCACUUACUUCUAUUAAGCCAGUAAACUCCAAAACUCUCCUUUAGAUCGUUCUGUCUUUUCUUUCUCCUCCAAAUGAUUAGCUGUAUAUCGGACAUCUUCUUUAACUGGAUGUCAUACUGCAGUUCCAGGUGAUUGAACAUGAAAGUAUUGUGCUAUUGUUAUAUUCACUUACCAUUUCUAGGUAGUGUAGAGAAUCGCUCUUCAAUCACCAUCUGCAUUGUAAAUUCCCUUUUAUUUUCUCUCCUCGAAGUAAAGAAACCUACACAAGCUCUUUCUCCAGUGUGUAUUCCCACAAUGUCCCACAAAACAUGUCUCAGAACUAUGAGCAGCUGUCCUGCUCAUAUCCUCGGACUGAUCUUCAAUUUACCAGACAUCUCAUUGAGACAAAAGUCAAUGCCAAGGAGUCUGCGGCCCUUAUGAGUAGUGUUACAAAAUGAGACAUUGGUUCAAUGUGCAAUAUGCCUGACGUCAAACAAAACCUGCCCAUCUAGGGAGCCUGAGCCCAGGUUAACACGAAACCACAAACGCUUGACGUCUGAAAACAACGGAUCAAAGCAUUGUUCCCUCCUCAUUUUGACCAGCAUCUGUAUCCUAAUGGUGUAAGUUGGGGUUUGUUUGUUUCUUCUGGGAAUGCCUUGGUCUAAUGAAUAGCUUUGAAAUAAUAUGUAGGGCUUUUUUGAAUGAAAUGUAUGUGUGAGUAGGGCAUUUAAAAAACAAAUGUAUGUGUGAGUUUAUAUCUGAUCUCUACAUGUAACGUGCUCUUUUGAGGGUAGAACGCUUUGUGAAAGGCGAACUCAAAUCCCAAUCGCCCACCUUUUCUGACACUAUUAGGAUGUUUAUUUUAUCUAGGAUAUUUUCAUUAUAUACAUUCAAGUGUGUGUAUAUGUUAAUCCAAACGAAGUGGAGUGGAAAAAAAGUUAAAUCAAUAUAUAUAUAUUUUUUCCUAUCUACUAAGAAAAAGCACUAAAACUGAUUUAUUUUACUUGCAGACAUUUCACCAAGCAUGGUUUCAUCCUCAGAUACAGCUUGGUUGGUCUAGUUGCUGUUUAUCAUCCCUCUUAAACUUCAUUGAUGUGGUCACAUUAUUAUAUGUACCGAUAUUUGAAUAAAACUGAAUAGAAAACGUGUAUUCCUCGAAAUACUCAGAGAUUGUAUUAUACUUCUAACUAUAUACCAAGGUACCUGAAGUUGUUACUGCUGUCCUAGCAUUUAUGGCUUAUUAUCGGAACCUUGAUAUACACACAUGUAUGUAUAUUGGUAUGCAUCUGAGUUUGUCCGCCCCAACUUACAUUCCCACACACAAUUGUUGCCAUUUUAAGUUCAAGGGAGCAAUGUACAAGCAGAGAAGUGUCUUAUUAUAAUAAAAAAAGUAUACAGAGAAAAAGUUAAAUAAAAAUCUUUUGUUUUAAUGGAA
This is a messenger RNA of Danio aesculapii, 8398 nucleotides long. It is a transcript of the gene prrc2a, whose product is annotated as proline-rich coiled-coil 2A. Gene Ontology annotation, biological process: cell differentiation. The transcript is spliced from 16 exons. The record is from RefSeq and is a predicted model, not a curated record. The coding region runs from base 306 to 5981 and encodes 1891 amino acids. Lineage: Eukaryota; Metazoa; Chordata; Actinopteri; Cypriniformes; Danionidae.